AUCGAUCUUUGCUGGGAUUCGACGCAUAUCGAUCGAUCGCCCCGAUCAAUCACGUUAUGGUUGGCUUCUCUGCUUACUGCGAUCGAUUAGGGUUUGAAUCCGAGGAGUGAUUAAUCUGUGGACUGAAAUGGAGCAAGAGAGCAAGAAGCGAGAGGGGAAGGAGAGAGAGUUCCACUCAGCUAACUCUCCUAUCUUCUGCGCCAAUAACUGUGGCUUCUUCGGAUGCUCAACUACGAGCAAUCUCUGCUCAAAGUGCUAUCGCGAAGCGUUUCUUAGCAAGUCGAAGACCUCGAUUGAAACGAUCAUUGCGCCAGCUGUCGCUGAGGCGGAGGUCGAGGAUCGUGAUGUGGUGGAGACUGUUAAUAUGUCGGGAAAGAAGCCGGCCAAUCGGUGCGGUUCCUGCAACAAAAAGGUGGGCCUGAUGGGAUUUAAGUGCCGCUGCGGAGAUGUGUUUUGUUCUGUUCAUCUGUACUCCGAGAAGCACAAUUGCGUGUUUGAUUACAAGGGAGCUGGGCAGGACGCGAUUGCGAAGGCGAAUCCUGUCGUGAAGGCGGAUAAAGUGGAUAAGAUCUGAGCGUCUGUGAGAAAAGAUGAAUCA
Molecule: messenger RNA, 598 nt
Organism: Phalaenopsis equestris
Lineage: Eukaryota; Viridiplantae; Streptophyta; Magnoliopsida; Asparagales; Orchidaceae
Product: zinc finger A20 and AN1 domain-containing stress-associated protein 9-like
Exons: 2
Coding region: 128-574 (148 amino acids)
Molecular function (GO): DNA binding; zinc ion binding
Source: RefSeq, a predicted model, not a curated record